Sphenostylis stenocarpa is the source of this 795-nucleotide messenger RNA. Lineage: Eukaryota; Viridiplantae; Streptophyta; Magnoliopsida; Fabales; Fabaceae. The record is from the annotation of a GenBank genome assembly.
AUGUCUAAAGAGAAAGAGAAGGAGAAAAAGAAGAAAAAGAGCGACAGCGAUGAAGACGACGACGUAUUCUACUACCGCUAUAGCAGUGUAAACCCUAAUCAUGCGCAAUCCAAUCCCAAUCCAAAUCCCAAAACCAAUACCAAGGGAUCCUCGUCGUUGGCACCCUCCAAAUCAACUUUGUAUGUUUCCAACAUCGACUACUCGCUAACUAAUUCCGAUCUCCACACGCUUUUCUCCACUUUCGGCCGCAUCGCGCGCGUCACGGUACUCAAGGACCGCCACACGCGCCUCAGCCGCGGCGUCGCCUUCAUCCAGUUUGUCUCCCGCCACGACGCGCGCAACGCUGCUGCGCAGAUGCACCGCAAGGUCCUCAACGGACGCACCCUCACCGCCUCCAUCGCCGCCGACAACGGCCGCGCGCCCGAGUUCAUUCGUAAGCGCGUCUACCGCGACAACGCCCGCUGCUUCGAGUGCGGCGCCGACGGACACCUCUCGUACGACUGCCCGCGCAACCAGCUCGGCCCCCGCCAGCGCCCCGAGCCCAAACGCCCCCGCCGUGGGCCUUACCGCCGCGACGACGACAACGACGAUGGCGGGGAGGAUUCUGACGGUGUUGGAGCCGCUGCCCGGUUCGAAGAUGACAAUUGGGCGUCCGUCGUGGAUGACGGCGCCGACGAGAGGCUGUUGACGGGCAACCGCGACGACGAUGAUGCUGUGGCUUUGAAGAGUAAGAAGAAAAAGAAGAAAGCCGGGUACUUCAGUGAUGAGAGUGAUGAUGAUGACUUUGAUGGUUGA